Molecule: messenger RNA, 1665 nt
Organism: Fusarium odoratissimum NRRL 54006
Lineage: Eukaryota; Fungi; Ascomycota; Sordariomycetes; Hypocreales; Nectriaceae
Product: NADH dehydrogenase
Exons: 4
Coding region: 157-516 (119 amino acids)
Source: RefSeq, a predicted model, not a curated record
CUGUCAACCGGAAUUGACUGGCAGCUCAAUUCAAUCAAUCACCUCACAAACCGAAGACCGCCCAACGCGACAGCAAUCGACGAGCCCGCCCGCACGAGGGACGAUACGACAGUAGCGACAUUCGAGACCAGCGAGCGACAUUCAUAUUUGCCCAGCAUGCCUCAGGAUAUGCCCCCUCGGGGCGGGUAUGAGCCCGUCCAGUACAAGCGAAACCUCCCCGCGAAGGGUUUCCGUCCUGGUAUCCUCCUCCUCGGAAUGGGCGCUGUUAUGGGCUAUGGCUGGUAUAAGCUGAUCGGCGGCAUGCGCGAGGCCAACGAACUCGGCCGUGAAAAGAUGUGGGCUCGCAUCAACCUCAUUCCCCUUCUCCAAGCCGAAGAGGACCGCGAUCAAGUCCGUCGAUACCUGGCCGACCAGAAGCGCGAGAAGGAGUUGCUUGGUGACAAUGCCAAGGUUUACAACAGCGACCGAUUCGUGAGGCCGACUUUCGCUGUUACACCCCCUCCUACUACAAACUAAACUGUGGAAAGACGCAAGCUUGUAUAUAUGUUUUAACAAAGUGGUUUUACCUGGAAUUGAAAAGCUACAAGGAAGACACUGGCUACCCCGACUGUGACUGCUUCACACUCUCGAUCUUCUCUUCUGUCCACUCCCACAGCUUCUUUCCCAAUUCCUCACUAAAACACAUAUCAUCCCCCUUGUUUGCCUUUCCAACUGGUUCAUAAAACGCCACUGUCUCAUCCCUCUUGACGUCUCCUGCAGCAGCCCAAGCAGUGUUGUAUCCACCCUGUUCAACCGUCAUCAUAGAUGGGUUGGUAACAUACACAAACAUUCUCUUCCAGAAUCCCAAGCCUGUGACCAGAUUCGUAGCGAUAACACCAGGAUGGACAACAACGCUCUUGAUAGCAGGGUAUCGUCGUUCCAAUUCCUUGGCCAAGACGAUGUUGGCGAGUUUGCUCUGUCCGUAACGACUCCAUGUCCCAAAGGGUAAGUGUUCUUGGAGUGAAUGGAGCGUCUCAAACUCGAUGCCCUUCUUUGGAUGGCCUGCGUAUCCGAGUGAAGUAACACUUACAAACCGAACCUCACCCCCCUUUUCCGCGGUCUUCUGCAUGAUUGGUAAAAGAGCCAUCAAAAGCGUCGCAUUGCCAACAUGGUUAACGCCAAACUGCAACUCAAGUCCAUCUUGAGUAAGCCCAUCAACAGCCAUGACUCCCGCAUUUGCGAUGAAGACAUCCAACCGAUCAUGCGUGAACUGCUUCGCUACGGAGCGCAUGCUUGCGAUGGAUGUGAGAUCACAUUCGAGGAAUGUUGCAGGAACGGGAGAGAUGGUAGAUAUGAGAGAUGAUGCGGAGGUCGAGGAGCGGCCGGUGAAGUAGAUGUGAGAUGGAAUGUGAGAGGCAAGAGUGAUGAUGGCAGAGCGGCCUAGACCGGAAGUUCCUGGUGUUUUGUUAGUAGGGGGUUGAGAAGAAGGAUAAGGGAGACGGACCGCCAGUGAUGAGGAUGACUUUUCCGGUAAGAGAGGGAAUGUCGGUUUCCGGAUUGAAGCCUUUGAAGGGUGCCAUGAUUACGAUGGAUCGUGAUUUCAGGAUCAAGACAAAGAACAGCGUUGUAGACAAAGGAGUUGUGUUGAUUCAAGUGCUUGUACGAAGGUAACAAAAGUUGCUGCCA